Molecule: messenger RNA, 1318 nt
Organism: Acanthoscelides obtectus
Lineage: Eukaryota; Metazoa; Arthropoda; Insecta; Coleoptera; Chrysomelidae
Source: the annotation of a GenBank genome assembly
GUAUAACCUAUUUACUUCUGACAUGCCAAACAAUGAACUCCUACAAUAGCCAUUUCAGAAAAAGGAUAUGCCAGUUAUUCGACAGUACUCGUUGAUGAUACUAAUACUCAUAUCGGCACUAGAAAUAAGCAAUGGUACUCCAGUAGAUUCGCGAUUACACAAACUGUCCAAACGUCGUCUCUUGGAGAGAGAAUUGGAAUACCUCAAGGAACAACCACUCAGCGAAGAUUUGCAGAGUUUUAUAAGGAGAGUUAAACGUAGUAAGAAAGAGUCCCAUUACAAGGUCAAAAGAGAUAGUGAUGACAGCAUCAUACUCUCAGAUAAUGAGAACCUUUGCAAUGAUAUGUCCACAACAGCAUGCAGCACAACAUACGAGAUAUCCACAGCUUCAAUUGCUGCUACAUCAGCAUCCACUGUAGAAACGACGCAACCUCCUACUACAACGGAAGCAACAACAAUUACAACUGUCAAAACUACCUUCAGUACAACAGUAGCAACAACAACUACACCUGUCAAUGUUACCUCCAGUACUGCUUCAACUUCAACAACGGUGUUACCAAGUACGAUUGGCAUGAAGGAGGCAGUAGAUGAGGAGAAGCAGGAGGAAGCCCGGCUUGAACCGCAGCUUUUAACGAAAGUUGUCGAUGAUGUUCAAGAGUUGUUAAAGAUAUCACAAGAAGAUAGUGCUAAAGGACCAGAGUCAUCGAUGUGCAACGUGACAGGUGAUUGGGAUAGCAACGCUGGAGGCAUGCAGUUGCGCUUAGAUUCUAAAACAAAUGGUACCCACGAAAAUCCAAGUGUUGAACUUGUGGACUUGGAGCCUCCACCCAGGAAUCCGGGAUUUCUAAGUCAUGAUUGGACUAUGAAGGCUCAUGUACCUUUCCUUCAUUCUUCAGUUGUCUUGUUAACUGCAUAUCAUAACUACAUGAAGAAGAUUGCAGUAUUUAUAGGAGAAUGCAGAGUAUGUGAGAAUCAAGAAAGCAUAACCGGAAGUUGGAUGGUAGGAAGAAAAUCGCGAAGCUGUAAGGACCGAGAAGAAACUCAUCAAUUUUUUACAGACGUGUUAAGAAAAAAUAAUGUUAGAGAACUACAAGCUGCUCAUUACAGGCUUGGCGUUGCUGCCUCAAAUACAACUAGUCUACCUACUUGAAUCAUAUCUCGUGUAUUGGUGAACCUUACAUUCCGUUUGCUUUUAUAUAAGUGUAAGUCUACGAGAAAACGGUAGGUCUCAGCUUUCGAUCAAACCGCAUAGGAUGGAAUGGCAUACGGACAUACUGUUGUUAGAGUAUAUGAUAAAUAAAAGAUGCUAAUAACUAUA